CCCUCGGACCCUUGUCUGCGGCUCCGGCUUUGGGAAGGGGCUACGGCCGCGGUGUUCUCGGGCGGUUGCUCUCCCGGAAAGAAUCCGCGUCCUCCCCACCCAACCGUCAUUCCAGGUGCCCUUAGGGCGUCCCGGGCGGCAGCAGCUCUGGAGGCCUGUACUCUGAAAGGUGCUAGAAACAAAGCCUGUGAGUGUGAUCCAGACUCCAGAGCCCCUAACGCACCACCACCAUGGUAGGAAAAGGUGCCAAAGGGAUGCUGCAGGCAAUGGAAGAGGCAGGGGAUGCAUCAGUGUCGCCCGGAGCUGGCAGAGGUGUGAAUGAGUGGAGGAGACACACGCACUCCACUCCAAGUGUUCACCCCAAGAUGGCGGCGGCUCAGGGACCUGCAGACCCCUCCUCCCCAGAACAGAUGUCAUGGAGAAUGAUCAGCCAGCCUAUCCACAUAGGCGUGGAAGGCACGUCCUAUAGCCUGCAUCCUGCUGAGCCUGGGGAAGCUUGGGCACAGGGCGAGGCAAUCCCCACCCAGGACAUCACCCAUGAGGCUUAUGAGGACAAGUCAGAGAAUGGUUCUAUGCCCGACGAGAAGGACCACAGCCUCCAACGGGGCAACUGGGGCAACCAGAUCGAGUUUGUACUGACGAGCGUGGGCUAUGCCGUGGGCCUGGGCAAUGUCUGGCGCUUCCCAUACCUCUGCUAUCGCAACGGGGGAGGAGCCUUCCUGGUCCCCUACUUCAUCAUGCUCAUCUUCUGCGGGAUCCCCAUCUUCUUCAUGGAACUCUCCUUCGGCCAGUUUGCAAGUCAGGGCUGCCUGGGGGUCUGGAGGAUCAGCCCCAUGUUCAAAGGUGUGGGCUACGGCAUGAUGGUGGUGUCCACAUACAUCGGCAUCUACUACAAUGUGGUCGUCUGCAUCGCCUUCUACUACUUCUUCUCGUCCCUGACGUCCGUGCUGCCCUGGACCUACUGCGAUAACCCUUGGAACACGCCCAACUGUGUGAGCAUGUUGGAAAACCCCAACAUCACCAAGAGCACGCAGCCUUCUGCCAUGCCUGGCAACAUCUCUCAGGCACUCAACCAGACCCUCCAGAGGACAAGCCCCAGCGAGGAGUACUGGAGUUUCUGCGUGCUGAACCUGUCGGAUGACGUUGGAAACUUCGGGGAGGUGCAGGUGCACCUCCUCAGCUGCCUCCUUGUCUCCUGGGUGGUUGUCUUUCUCUGCCUCAUACAAGGGAUCAGGUCUUCAGGGAAAGUGGUGUACUUUACGGCCACAUUCCCCUACGUGGUGCUGACCAUCCUGUUCUUCCGUGGUGUGACCCUGGAAGGAGCCUCCACGGGCUUCAAGUACUACCUGACUCCACAGUGGGACAAGAUCCUGGAGGCCAAGGUAUGGGGGGAUGCCGCCUCCCAGAUCUUCUACUCGCUGGGCUGCGCGUGGGGCGGUCUCAUCACCAUGGCUUCCUAUAACAGGUUCCAUAACAACUGUUACCGAGACAGUGUGGUCAUCAGCAUCACUAACUGUGUCACCAGCGUCUAUGCUGGCUUCGUCAUCUUCUUCAUCCUGGGCUUCAUGGCGAAUCACCUGGGUGAGGACGUGUCCCAAGUGGCAGACCACGGCCCAGGCCUGGCCUUCGUGGCAUACCCAGAGGCCCUCACACUGCUGCCCAUCGCCCCACUCUGGUCCCUGCUCUUCUUCUUCAUGCUCAUCUUGAUGGGGCUGGGCACUCAGUUUUGCCUCCUAGAGACGCUGGUCACAGCCAUUGUGGAUGAGGUAGGGAACAAGUGGAUCCUACAGCAAAAGAUUUAUGUGACCUUGGGCGUGGCUGUGGCUGGCUUCCUUCUGGGUAUCCCCCUCACCAGCCAGGCAGGCAUCUACUGGCUGCUGCUGAUGGACAACUAUGCGGCCAGCUACUCCUUGGUCAUCAUCUCCUGUAUCAUGUGUGUGUCCAUUAUGUACAUUUACGGUAAGUGCCCAAGCUUCCACGGCCUCCUGUGUCCCAGCCCCGGCCUGCUCAUGCUGUUCUGUGGGCUGCUGACCUCCCUCUGUCCAGGGCACCAGAACUACUCCGAGGACAUCCAGAUGAUGCUGGGGUUCCCACCGCCCUGCUUCUUCCAGAUCUGCUGGCGCUUCAUCUCACCAACUAUCAUCUUUUUGAUUCUCAUCUUCCUGGUGAUCCAGUACCAGCCAAUCACCUACAACCAGUACCGUUAUCCAAGCUGGGCCGAGGCCAUUGGCUUCCUUAUGGCUCUGUCCUCUGUUAUUUGCAUUCCAUUCUACGCCCUGUUCCACUUCCAGAGAACAGAUGGGGACACCUUCCUUCAGCGUUUGAAAAACUCAACAAAGCCAACCAGAGACUGGGGUCCCGCCCUCCUGAAGCACCGAACAGGGCGCUACGCCCCCACCAUUCCACCCUCCCCUGAAGAUGGGCUUGAGGUCCAGCCGCUGCACCCGGACAAGGCCCAGAUUCCCAUGGUGGGCAGUAAUGACUCCAGCCGUCUGCAGGACUCCCAGAUGAACGCCUGCAUGUCACUUGGCAGCUCUGAGGUCCCUGCACCUCCUUCCAGCACUGGCUGUCAGGGCCUGCCCGGCAGAGGCCCAUGACCCAACAACCUGCCCAAAGAAUUCGUUUCUGGGGGUUAGGGAUGGGGUGAUGCUCAGCAGGAGGUUUGAGCCCAGAGCCCCGGGGAAGUGGACCCUAAACGACACCCCAUUGCCCUACCACCACUCGGCUGAAGCCCAGUCUUCCCUAACUGGGCUACCCUUGUUCACGUGCCAAAUUGAGCCUGUUUGCCCGAACCACUCUCUGGAGCCAAAACUCCUUCCCCCAAGCCCUGCAGUGUCUGUGUGUCCGUCCUCCCUGCAGUGACAGCCCUGGAAAGGCCGCCUCUAAUCCUCUGUAGCAAUAACAGUGCGCCUCCCACCCCCAACCAUCUGCGUACCAUUAGGAUUUUAAGGUCCAUAGGUUUUAAUGAAAUUUCUAUUCCUGUUUCUGA
This is a messenger RNA of Bubalus bubalis (water buffalo), 2989 nucleotides long. RefSeq names its product sodium- and chloride-dependent glycine transporter 1. Gene Ontology annotation, biological process: sodium ion transmembrane transport; synaptic transmission, glycinergic; glycine import across plasma membrane. The coding region runs from base 231 to 2597 and encodes 788 amino acids. The record is from RefSeq and is a predicted model, not a curated record. Gene Ontology annotation, molecular function: glycine:sodium symporter activity. Gene Ontology annotation, cellular component: plasma membrane. The transcript has 16 exons. Lineage: Eukaryota; Metazoa; Chordata; Mammalia; Artiodactyla; Bovidae.